CUGUUCCGGCGCCAGGAGGAGCCUGCCGCUGCCGUGUUGCUGCCGCCGCUGUCGCCUGUGUCGCCGCUGCCAUCAAUCAGGUUGCGCUCGAUUCUUCAGCGCCCGGUUCCCUCGGACCCAUCGCCGCUUCUAGACCUUGCUGCGGGCUCGGAUCUUGCCGGGAAAAUGUCUGAUGAAUUUUCAUUGGCAGAUGCGCUACCUGAACAUUCCCCUGCCAAAACUUCUGCUGUGAGCAAUACAAAACCUGGCCAACCUCCUCAGAGCUGGCCGGGUUCCAACCCUUGGAAUAAUCCAAGUGCUCCACCUUCUGUGCCAUCUGGACUCCCUCCAAGUGCAACACCCUCCACUGUGCCUUUUGGACCAGCACCAACAGGAAUGUAUCCCUCUGUGCCUCCCACUGGGCCACCUCCAGGACCCCCAACACCCUUUCCUCCUUCUGGACCAUCAUGCCCCCCACCUGGUGGUCCUUAUCCAGCCCCAUCUGUGCCAGGCCCAGGCCCCACUGGGCCAUAUCCUACACCAAAUAUGCCCUUCCCAGAGCUUCCACGACCAUAUGGUGCACCCACAGAUCCUGCUGCAGCUGGUCCGUUAGGUCCAUGGGGAUCCAUGUCUUCUGGACCUUGGGCACCAGGAAUGGGAGGGCAGUAUCCUACCCCUAAUAUGCCAUAUCCAUCUCCAGGGCCAUAUUCCACUCCUCCUCCUCCCCAAGCACCAGGAUCAGCACCACCUGUUCCAUGGGGCACUGUUCCACCAGGAGCCUGGGGCCCGCCGGCAUAUCCUGCCCCUGCAGGAUCAUAUCCCACACCAGGACUCUAUCCCACUCCCAGUAAUCCUUAUCAAGUGCCUUCAGGACCUUCUGGUGCUCCACCCAUGCCUGGUGGCCCCCAUUCUUACCAUUAAGUUAACAAUGGAUGAAGAGAUGACGCUUUGCUUUUUGAAGUACAUGUAUAUGCAAUGAAUGCAUAUAUAAAAAUUGCUGGUUUCACUAUUCUUAGAGGGCAUUCAUGAAAGAACAACUUUUGAACCUCUCAGAAGAUAUCUGCCUCUUUUACUUGGAUGUAUAGUACAUCUGAUGGAUACAAUCACAAAAAAAUGUAAAAGUAAAUCAUUCAAAUGUGAUUUUUAUUCGGUUUUUAUGAAAAGUUAAAAUGGUAAAGUAUAUUGACAGCUCUUUGAUACAAUUUAAAAGAAAUUCUUGGUUUGUUUAAAUUAUGAAACUUCAUGCUUACAAAUCUAAGAUGAUGUGGAUUAUUGUUAGAAUCUGCAACCUCAUUGGCAAAUUAUUUUAAGUAUUUUUCUAUAACCAUUUUUCCCCAAAAUAAACACACUUUGGAAACAACUACAUUGUCAUAAUUUAAACAAAUGAUGCCUAUCAACAUCUUUAGCUCCUCUAUCUGUAGGUUAAAUAAUCCUGGUCCUCUUGAGGUUAUAUUCUGGAUAUACAUUUUAAAGCUAUUGGUAAAGUCAUGUGUUGAGUUCAUUAGCCAAGCAGUGUUCAUUCUUAUUCUUGAGCUUUUAGUAAAAAAACUUCCUUCAUUUUGAGUUCCACCUGGUUUGUUUUCUUUUUAGCCAUAUGCACAUCAUACAGCUCUAAAACCUGCCGUUUAUGGAAACUAACUUUUUUCCUUUUAAUGCAGGACAUUAUGUAUGUAAAUUAUGUUCUUAGACAUUUGGUGAUAUUUUUGUGUUGCUUUGGAAUAGAUUUUGAGAUGUCAUAUAUACUUGAGAAGAGCUUAAGGAGGGAAAUAAUUCUCUCAAACCUCAAAGUAAAGGAAGCCCUGGGAAUUGCUUCGUGUAACAAGUAAUUUGCAUUCCCACAAAACAGUCUCCUACCCAGACCCUCCUCUGUAGCAGCCCCUCCCCGCCCUCAGUUCUUUAGAAGGAGCACAUCCCUUAGUUCCUCCCUGAUACAGGAAAACUGGCACAUUCUAGGGGUCUAAUAAAACAUGUAGCAAUUAUGUUUAGAGAACCUUAGUCAUACAGACAUGACUGUUCUCUUUGUACAAGUGAGAUCAAAAUAUGUAUGAGUCAGAGUCCGGUUAAGCUGUGUUGCUGUCUCUUGCAUAGUUUCCUGCAUCUGUUUGUACAGUGCUUAUUGCUAACAGUUCAGUUUUAUAUUUGUUGACAGGUAAAUAGGUAGAAUUGAGUGCCAUCCUUAAAAAUUAUCCUCUAGCUAACACUGAAAAUAAAGUGUAGAUAUCUGUGGUUGAGUUUAAAACAGUGUGACUCUUGUUAUUCAAAUUGCUGUUUGUAACCACCAGAAUAACCUGAGUAGCUUUUUGUUACCUUAACUUUAAAUCAGAUAAUUAAGAUUUGGGAUAAAACUGUGUUACUUGUCAAAAUAACUUUGAAACUUUGGAUGUAUCCAUUGGGUUAGUAAAAUAUAUUGUGAAUUUCUCUAUCAGUACAGGAGAGAGUUAUGCUUGAGCUCUUGUUUUUGCUUAGAAAUAAAAUAUUUAGUAGUUUUUAUUUCUUUUAAAUUUAAAAUAUCAAGAAUGCCAAAUGCUGCCAAUUUAAUGGUUUGGUUGUUACCUCCUUUUAAAAAAGCAGGAUGGUCACUUAUGAGAAUAGUGUUUAUUUAACCCUCCCUCUUAAGUAGAUGAUAGAUUUAAGCAUUCAGAAUUGAAAUUAAUUUGUUUAGAUAUUUUCAGACUGGGGAGUGUAGUUAGGCAGCUCUUACAUAGUGGCACAGGUGGUCUUUUUCUUUGAUUUUCUUGCAAGGAGAAGUGCCAGCUAUCUAAUAACACUCUUGGAAUCUGUUCUCAAAGUAGCGUCCAGUUUAUAAGGCAGUAGCUUUAGAAGGUGUCAUAGGUUAAAUCAUCACUCAGUAUCAUAGUCAGCUGACUCUGAAGGGAUAAGAUGUUAAGAGAAGUGAGAUGACAUCAAAGAUAACUCUCCCUGUGGUUAUUUUGAUUGUCCUACAUUGGUAUAAGCUGUUAACUGGCUUUAAAUGUAAUGCUGGAGAGGAUAGUGUUUGACCAAAAGAAGAGAGGUAGCAAGGUUGGGAAUCUGUAAUAUAGAGUCCAUUUAUUAUUAUAGAAAAUCUUCUGCUAAAGGAUUUGAAGGACCAUAAACACGAGAUUUGGUAUUAGUACUCCCAAUAAGUAUGUUAACUUUGCUAGUGAUACAUACUCUCCACUGUUUCCCCAGAGGAUACCUGUUUGCUUUUCCAGUACUCUCCAACUGGUAAUUGGGGAAAAUUUUGUUACCAUAAGAAUGGAAAUCAAACCAAAUAUAAUUUGCUUUUAUAAUCUUUUUAAUUCUUCACGGUAUCAUUUCUCAACUUGAGGAGGUCUCAGUUCUUGUGGGUACUUGGGGCAAAAAAUAUUUUUAGCUCCAGGAUGGAGUUAAGAAAAGCAGAAGUUGUUUCAGUGGAGGAGUGAGGAAACGUAGGAAGGUUUUUUCUCUUCAAGGGAAUACUGCUUUCAAAACAAGUUAUGCUGGGCUGAAAUUGGUUUAUGGAAUAUGCUUGUUAGGAUAUUUGGUCUUCAGGGAAUAUGAAGUAUGGAAUAUGCUGGUGUUUAGACUUUAAGAGCAAGAAUUUUAAGAUAAGUUUGAUGGAGAUAAUUGAGAUGUAAUGAAGAGUCAUCUUCCUGGAGUUGGAGUCUUAGAUUCUGAAAUAUUGAACCUAAAUAUGACAAUGAAAAAGUCAAGAUCUUAGGUCUUCAUUCACACACUCAGUUCUCAAGAUCGGGACUUCUUAAAGGAGUAAAGUACCCGGCCUGGCAGCUUUUCAUGCUUUUGAAGAUCGCUCUUUACAGCUCUGAUUCCCUGGGCCUGUUUUGUGUAGAGUAAUAUAUUGAUUAUUCAGGAGUAGACAAUGCUUUUUUUUUUUUUUUUAGUUAUCUAAGGGCUUCUUCCUUUGUCAGUUUUACUGUUUACUGUUUUCAGUAGAGAAUCAUAAAAAGGCAGAAAAGAAAGAAUUUUUGGCUUUGGUUUGUCACACCACUACAAUGGAAUAUUGGAAUAUUUUCUAGGAAAAAAGUCAGUUUUGCCCAUGAUAUUUUACCUCACAAAUAAUUAGUGCUGCCUAUUGUACUCAAAUAUGCAGCAUUUGAAACUGUGUAGAUGAACAGAACUCAAAGUUUCGAUUAAAAUACUGUGCCUAGUUUGCAUAUAAAUCACUUGCCUAUACUUCUCCAUGAUUAGUGCCAAUUUCUUCCUCAACCUGAAUAAUCUAGUGCUAGAUUUAUAAAAUGUCAGGGUCAUAAACUUUAGAAAUUAAAUCUAAGCACAGACUUUCAUGUGUAAAGUCUUUGAAAAGCAUAACACUGGAUUGGGAUGGAUCCAUUGAUUAACUGCACUUCGCAGAGAAUGGCGGAUAGCUUUCAGAGAAGACUGUAGUCUUCAUAAAGCAGUAUUUAGUAGCGAAGACGGACACUUUUUAUUUUCAGAAUUCUGCCAAGUGAAACAAAAAUUGCCAAUAAAAUAAUCAGUAUUAAAGAGAUGCCACGCAAGCUUCUGGCUAUCGAAAAUAUUUGAAAACUGCAUUCAUUCAACAGACACUUCAAUGUCCCUGAUCCAGAUGGUUUACCAGAUGCCAGAGAUCAGAGAUGCCUGAGUGCAUUCUCUGCAUUCAUUCAACAGACACUUCAAUGUCCCUGAUCCAGAUGGUUUACCAGAUGCCAGAGAUCAGAGAUGCCUGAGUGCCUCCCUAGAAACUAUGGUCUAGGUGAGGUUGGCAUUGGAGAAUUCGUUGGUCAACCUGUUAUUAGUUUACCUAGAUAAACAUACUUUAGUAUUGCUGUUGGUGGAAAUUAUAGACCAGCCUGUGGCCAUUUUAAAGAGUAAAAUAUGGGGUACCUUUUUUUAAGAUAAAUGAAUUUUUGAGAUUGUGGUGUUUGUCAGUGCAGCUACUCAAGCAAUGGGAUGAUUUCCUCUUCACUCACCUGCCGCCCCCGCUGCCUUCCUAAAGGCACUUUCACUGCCUGUGCUUGGUUAGCAGACACUGACUUGGUGUUAAGGAAACUUGACUCAAUGUGUUCCCUGAAAAGACUUUCUGUAUUUUCCCCUUGAUAUUGUGACUUUUUUCAUUUGACUUAAUGAUAUUUAAUGUAUGUAAUUGUCUAUGCAUUUUAAGUUAAACUGCCUAAGAUGUGAUUUGAGACAUAGACAUUUGUGUUAUGAAUUGUAAGAAAUCUGCUUGAGACAUUAGAUUUUAUCACCUACUGCUGUAUUUGUAAACAAAGGCAAAUGUUUCUUUAAAAAGUAAUUAUAAUUAGGAAUAGUCUAUGGAUGUGAUACUUGAUUUUUUAAGAUAAAUUUGUUUUUGUGUAUUACACCUGAAAACUUUUUUAAAAAAUGUAUUUUCAUGG
This is a messenger RNA of Manis javanica (Malayan pangolin), 5315 nucleotides long. RefSeq names its product mitogen-activated protein kinase 1 interacting protein 1 like (gene MAPK1IP1L). NCBI's taxonomy places the organism in Eukaryota, Metazoa, Chordata, Mammalia, Pholidota, Manidae. The record is from RefSeq and is a predicted model, not a curated record.